ACCUCCACCCGUUUAACCGACGUGGGCCUGGUUAGCUCCAGAAUCGAUCGCGAACUAAAAGAAGUAUCAUAAUCGUCAUACAACCACCCAGAAAGACGGAAACCCACAAACCGCCACCACGAUGAUCAGGAAACAAGCGCGAGAGCGCCGCGACUACCUAUACCGGCGCGCAUUAACCCUCCGCGAUGCUGAACUCGCCUCCAAGCGUGCCUCCCUCAAAGCCUCGCUCGCAAGCGGCAAACCGCUCUCCAAAGACGUAGCUGACGACACGACACUCCGCACCGACUACAAAUACGACGAAAGCCGCGCCGAACGAACCGCAGAAGAAGAGCUAGGUCUCGAUGACGAAUACGCCCAACUAUCAGGCGUCGUAGAUCCCCGAAUCCUCGUAACAACUUCCCGCGACCCCUCCUCGCGCCUGGGAACCUUUGCCAAAGAAAUCCGGCUCCUGCUCCCCACCGCCAUCCGACUAAACAGAGGAAACAUGGUCCUCCCCAACCUCGUUUCUAGCGCGAAAUCCGGCGGUUUAAGUGAUAUUGUUCUCCUACACGAACACCGCGGUACUCCAACCGCCCUCACAAUAUCGCAUUUCCCCCACGGCCCCACUGCAAGCUUCAGCCUCCACAACGUCAUCCUCCGCGCUGAUAUCCCCAACGCCUCGCGCGGCACGGUAUCCGAAUCGUACCCCCACCUCAUCUUCGAUGGCUUCACCACGCCGCUCGGCACCCGCUGCGUACAAAUCCUCAAACACCUCUUCCCACCCCGCGAAGCCACUGCUAAAGUGGGAAACCGCGUUGUCACGUUUAAGAAUAUAGAGGAUACAAUUGAAGUACGGCAUCAUGUUUUUGUGAAGACUGGGUUUCAGAGUGUGGAGCUGGCGGAGGUCGGGCCCAGGAUGAGUAUGAGACUUUUUGAGAUUCGCGCGGGCACGCUGGAGAAUAAGGAGGGCGAUGUUGAGUGGCAUUUGAACCAGUAUACAAGGACGGGGAGGAAGAAGGAGUAUCUGUAG
Pyrenophora tritici-repentis Pt-1C-BFP is the source of this 1009-nucleotide messenger RNA. Its product is annotated as IMP4, exosome subunit-U3 small nucleolar ribonucleoprotein (snoRNP). Gene Ontology annotation, cellular component: Mpp10 complex; small-subunit processome; nucleolus. Gene Ontology annotation, biological process: rRNA processing. NCBI's taxonomy places the organism in Eukaryota, Fungi, Ascomycota, Dothideomycetes, Pleosporales, Pleosporaceae. Gene Ontology annotation, molecular function: snoRNA binding; rRNA primary transcript binding. The record is from RefSeq and is a predicted model, not a curated record.